Molecule: messenger RNA, 368 nt
Organism: Eurypyga helias (sunbittern)
Lineage: Eukaryota; Metazoa; Chordata; Aves; Eurypygiformes; Eurypygidae
Gene: NAA20
Product: N(alpha)-acetyltransferase 20, NatB catalytic subunit
Exons: 3
Biological process (GO): N-terminal peptidyl-methionine acetylation
Cellular component (GO): NatB complex
Molecular function (GO): protein-N-terminal amino-acid acetyltransferase activity
Source: RefSeq, a predicted model, not a curated record
UAAUGGGUAAAGCGGAAGGCUCUGUGGCUAGGGAAGAAUGGCACGGACACGUCACUGCUCUCUCUGUUGCACCAGAAUUUCGACGUCUGGGUUUGGCUGCUAAAUUGAUGGAACUGCUGGAAGAAAUUUCAGAAAAAAAGGGUGGGUUUUUCGUCGAUCUCUUUGUGCGAGUAUCAAAUCAGGUUGCGGUGAACAUGUACAAGCAGCUGGGCUACAGCGUGUACCGGACAGUGUUAGAAUACUACUCUGCUAGUAGUGGGGAGCCAGAUGAAGAUGCUUAUGAUAUGAGAAAAGCUCUUUCCAGAGAUCCGGAGAAGAAAUCAAUCCUACCCCUGCCUCAUCCCGUGAGACCAGAGGACAUUGAGUAA